Gekko japonicus is the source of this 519-nucleotide messenger RNA. RefSeq names its product growth hormone releasing hormone (gene GHRH). The transcript is spliced from 5 exons. Gene Ontology annotation, molecular function: peptide hormone receptor binding; neuropeptide hormone activity; growth hormone-releasing hormone receptor binding. Gene Ontology annotation, biological process: growth hormone secretion; adenylate cyclase-activating G protein-coupled receptor signaling pathway; positive regulation of growth hormone secretion. The coding region runs from base 1 to 519 and encodes 172 amino acids. The record is from RefSeq and is a predicted model, not a curated record. Gene Ontology annotation, cellular component: terminal bouton; perikaryon; extracellular region. Lineage: Eukaryota; Metazoa; Chordata; Lepidosauria; Squamata; Gekkonidae.
AUGCUGGACAGGGCAUUUCUCCUCUUGCUCCUCCAUUUUGUCAUGUGCUCUCUCUCGUCACCUCUCUACCCAUCACUCAGGUAUACUCCACUGCCCAUUUCAGGCAAGGCAGUGAGCUUUCAACUUCAGGAAAGCGGCCCAGUGCAGAGUCACAAUCUCUCAGUGGAAGAACAGGAGGAGGAGAACUUCCUCACUGACCCUGCUGAGAAAAGGAUGCAGCGUCAUGCAGAUGCCAUAUUUACCAACAAUUUCCGGAAAGUCCAGGGCAAGAUCUCAGCCCGGAAGGCCUUACAGGCAAUUUUUGGCAAAAGACAUGGUGAAGGCCGCACAGGAGAUGUGGAACAUGAAUUCUUGACCAGACGCCAGUCUGACAGCAUUCUUAUGGACAGUGGCUACCAUCAGCAGAUGGUAUUGAGGAAUUUUCUGGGAGCCAUGUUGCAGAACCAAAGGUCUCAAGAUGUCAACAGUGACCAUUUAGAGAAUUUUAUUACUGUCCUGACAAAGCUCAUGGAACUGUAA